Dermacentor andersoni is the source of this 914-nucleotide messenger RNA. The record is from RefSeq and is a predicted model, not a curated record. NCBI's taxonomy places the organism in Eukaryota, Metazoa, Arthropoda, Arachnida, Ixodida, Ixodidae.
UGGGCCAUUGGAGCCGCAUUCGAAUUUACCGCUCUACCGGACGGUGCUGCCAUCUCGUGAUUGCCGCGCCAAAUGCAUUACCAAAACAAGAAAACAAGAUGGACGCCUCGACGUUCUACGGCGCGUCAAGCAUCCAGACUCAUGCGAGAACAAGACGCAAGACUCCGAACUCGUCAGUAGACCAGCUUUUUGACGCCAUCAUGAAUGGAGAUGUGUCAGACGCCGAUCUUUCUGACGAUGAAGUCGCCGAUGUACAGGCAGCUCAAGCGGUAACUGCAUCGAAUGAGGAGCAUGACCCUAAAAUGCAUCCUGCAGACGACGAGGGUGAUCUCAGUGACAGUGAUGAGAUUCCUGCGAAAAAAGUGAAGCAUGUCAAGUGGCUCUCCAAACCUUUCGAUCCAGUGGACACGCGCUGCACCUACCACCCGCUUGGCGGAUCAACGCCAGAAGAACCGCUAAAGUAUUUCAUGAAGUAUUUCACCGAUGAAGUGUUCGAGGACUUCACGAACACCGAUGGUCUGGCGCAUGAUUUUGAACUCUAUCAGGGCAAAGGCAAAGGAGUAGACCGGGAGUUCUCCUACCUUGGUCUAGGGGGCUGUGUGGUAAUGAGACUUGUGGAGUCAUUCCCACAGCACCGCAACCUGAAAUUGUUCUUUGACAAUUACUUCACGUCCGUGCUGCUUCUGAGGGAGCUAAAAGGUAUUGGAAUCCUUGCCACGGGUACGAUCAGGUGCAACAGGCUGCUGGGUUGUAAGCUGAAGGGCGAAAAAGAAAUGCGAAAGGAGGAGCGUGGGAGCACCGAUGUCAAGGUGACAGAGGAAGGAGACGUUGCCCUUGUGCGAUGGAAGGACAACAAUCUGGUCACGGUGGCCUCAACACAGGUUUCCACUGGUGAAGCUAGGGCUAUGAACUGA